Durusdinium trenchii is the source of this 2255-nucleotide messenger RNA. Lineage: Eukaryota; Dinophyceae; Suessiales; Symbiodiniaceae. The record is from the annotation of a GenBank genome assembly.
GGGAGAUGUUUGCUUGGCAAGAUGUGCACAGAAGCCCAUCUAUUGAGUCCGGUGUCCAGGGCAGAGUCCAUUGAGCCGGUGAUCAGUAAUGGUGAUGCUUCUUCCUACAUCUACGGCCCCAAUGGGCAUGAGGCGGCGCGGCGCCCGUCCUUGGGCGGUGCUGUCGAGCCGCCGCGGAGCGGCAGCCUCCGCAGCUCGGCGUUGCUGUCGAUGGUGCCGAAGGCCAGCGCUGCGAGCUCACAGAUGAGGCGGGACGAAUCCUUUGCCUCGGAUGACUCCCAUGAUCAAAAGGAUGAUUCCAAGCGGGGCUUCGACCAGGUGGUGCCCCACCAAGACACUGCCCGGGCCAAAGCUUCGUUGCACCAACGACGGAGGAGCACAGUGGAAUGCCUGAUGAACUUGCACGGGCAGGAUGAUGAUGCUAUGAUGAACUCAGGGGAUGAUUUGGAUAUCACACGGAUCGAAUUGAAGCCGCAUGAGUUCUGGGUGCGCGCCUUUCAAGGUCAUGAUGUAACGGCAGCCAUGCGUCGCCUGAAUCAGGAGCGAAUGGCCUACGGUGGCGACGAGGACAAAACCUUGGACAGCGAAAUGCCGCUGGAGAGGACCGCUACAAUGAUCCAUCCGGGCGGCACUUUUCGCAUGGUUUGGAACAUCUUGGUGGCACUCUGCUUGGUGCAUGACCUGGUUGUGAUCCCUCUCUAUGUCUUCGACAUCCCAGACUCUGCAGUCUUGAUCACCUUGGAGUGGUGCACCCAGCUCUUCUGGAAUUUUGAUAUUCUCCUCUCCAUGCAUACAGGAUACUACUACAAAGGUCUCCUCAUCAUGAGUGCGCGGAAAGUGUUCCGCAACUAUGUACGCACGUGGAUGGCCUUAGAUGUGACGUUGGUGUCGCUGGAUUGGAUCUUCGUCAUCUUGGAAGUCUCCGGCAUUCAGAUCACCUCAGUGGCGCAGCUCUCAAGGACGAUCCGGUUCUUACGUUUUCUCAGGCUGGUGCGCAUCUUGCGCUGGGUGAAGCUCCGUCGUAUGGCCGAAAUGUUUCAAGAGCUGAUUCAGUCACAAUCUGCCGGCAUGUAUUGGAGCUUGGUCUUCGGCAUAGCGCGCUUACUCAUCCUCAACCAUUUGGUCGCGUGUGCCUGGUUUGGACUCAGCCGGAUUCAGGGAGAGGUGAAUUGGGUCGAAGCUCAUGGCUUGACAGACAAGAGCUCCUUGCACAAGUAUUGGACCUGCUUGAAUUGGGCCUUUGCUCAGUUGGGCGUUGGCUUGUCAGACAUCACCCCCAGGACGACCACCGAGACCUUCUUCUCGGUGUUGAUCGCCUUCAGGUCUCUGAUCACGUGCACGACGUUGAUCAGUCGCAUGACAUCUUUGAUGACUGCCUUGAUCAAGACCAAGGAAGACGAGGAACGGGAGUUUCGCUUGCUGCGGAGCUAUUUGGUCUACAAUGAGAUUCCACACAGCCUGGGGCAGAAGGUGACUCGAUUCUUGCAGCACCAGUUCAAUCUCCGGGUACAAGCAAAGUCGGCCGAUGUCCAUGUGCCACUCCUGGAAUUGCUCUCACAUCGACUGCAGGGAGAGUUGCAGUUCGCCCGGCAUCAGAAAUCCCUCUACCAACUGGAGUUCCUGGACCACUUGAUGCACGAGAAGGACCUCCAAAUUGUCCAUGCCAUGCAGGACAUCUCCAUGAAGGCCCUGAUAAGCGUGCCUGUGGCGGCCAAAGACAUCAUAUUCCUGGGAGGGAACCUGGCCGGGAAGUCCUAUUUGAUUCUCACUGGCGAGUUCGCGUACUACCACGAGAAGGGGAAGGUGACGUUGGACAAUGAUGCGGGCUGGAUCGCAGAGAUGUGUUUGUGGACACCGUGGGUCUAUUUGGGUGAUCUUUUAGCUCAAGAUGUCUCGCGCAUCGCGUGUUUGGAUUCAGCGCUCUUCGGGCAAAUCCUCGGGCAAUGUCAGCCAGCGCAGGAAUCGGCGAAGGAGUACGCGCGGCACUUCAUCUCCGGGAUGCGACGGAAGAGGUAUUGGACGGACUUGGUCGCCGAUGACCUCACCGAGGAGGCGGAGAACAGCUCCUUUGGGACCGUGACCCAUUUGCCCACUCUCAACAAGGAUCGUGCACAGAAGGGCUCGAAGUGCUGCCCCCUUUUUUCACGAAAGAGGAAGGUGGUGCAUCAUGAAAGCACCAAGUGAGCGCAGCCAGCGCUGCAGCGACCGACGGCCAGCGCCGUUUCGAAGGUGGGAUGGCUUUAUUUUGUUUCCAG